AUGGUUGAUACUUUGUGCUCAGUCUUCCUGUGUUUCCUCCCCAGGGUUUUCUGUGUUUUAUUUCUUCUUGUUCCUGGCUGCAGGUUCACAGAGUUCCUGGAGCCGUUUGAGAGAGUUAUACAACCUGAGGAGCUGUGGCUCUACAAAAACCCUCUCAUUAAGUCCGACCACAUCCCCAAGAAGGUCAUGUUUGCCAUCUCCUUCCUCACCCCGCUGGCCGUCAUCUUUGUGGUGAAGAUCAUUCAGAGGACGGACAAGACGGAGAUCAAAGAGGCGUGUUUAGCUGUGUCUCUGGCUCUGGCUUUAAACGGAGUCUUUACAAACACCAUCAAGUUGAUUGUUGGCAGACCCAGGCCAGAUUACCUGCAGCGCUGUUUCCCAGACGGACAAGUGAACGCUAAGAUGCUGUGCACCGGGGAGCAGGAGGUGGUCUCUGAGGGCCGCAAGAGCUUCCCCAGCAGCCACUCGUCCUUUGCGUUCUCCGGUCUGGGGUUCACCUCCUUCUACUUGGCGGGAAAGCUGCAGUGCUUCACGGAUCAGGGCCGAGGUCGCAGCUGGCGUCUCUGCGCCAUGGUUCUGCCUCUCUACAGCGCCAUGAUGAUCGCCUUGUCCAGGACCUGCGACUACAAACACCACUGGCAAGACGCCUUCGUCGGGGGAGCGAUCGGCUUGAUGUUCGCGUACGUCUGCUACCGCCAGCACUACCCCCCCUUCCUGCACACGGACUGCCACCUGCCUUACGCCAGCCUGGCCGCCGCCGCCGCCAAGAUGCCGCCGUCCCCUCAGGAUGAGCCGCAGCCCACCGACAACGCCACCACCCUCCCCAUGGAGGGUUUGACGGAGGGGCCGGUAUGACUAGUGGCCCCCGCCGAGACGCCCCCCAAAAGCUUUCACCAAGCCGCCGAGCCUCGUUCCUCGUGAAUAACCGGCUCCUUUCUACAUUCCAGUGGACAGUAAAACACUUCAACCAUUUCCAGUCUGUAACGCCAUGCCUCGAUGACUCAUUGUGUUUAUUUCUAAAUCUGUUUUAGUUUUUUUGCUCAGCAGCCGUUAAAGUCUAUAUUUAGAUGUAACGUAAGGAAGGAGCCUGAGAGAAUGUGGGAACAUAAGAUGAGAAAAACUUCAAGGAUUAUCGUGAUCGAUGCUGUGAAGUCAGAUGAUAUAAAAAAGUGUUGUUUUUGUUGAAA
Messenger RNA from Austrofundulus limnaeus, 1187 nucleotides. RefSeq names its product phospholipid phosphatase 4 (gene plpp4). The record is from RefSeq and is a predicted model, not a curated record. Gene Ontology annotation, cellular component: membrane. Gene Ontology annotation, biological process: phospholipid dephosphorylation; phospholipid metabolic process. Lineage: Eukaryota; Metazoa; Chordata; Actinopteri; Cyprinodontiformes; Rivulidae. Gene Ontology annotation, molecular function: phosphatidate phosphatase activity. The coding region runs from base 1 to 855 and encodes 284 amino acids. The transcript is spliced from 7 exons.